Molecule: messenger RNA, 183 nt
Organism: Neurospora tetrasperma FGSC 2508
Lineage: Eukaryota; Fungi; Ascomycota; Sordariomycetes; Sordariales; Sordariaceae
Exons: 2
Coding region: 1-183 (60 amino acids)
Source: RefSeq, a predicted model, not a curated record
AUGUUUGGUUGUGUUGUUGUUGAUCUCAACUAUACAAGUGUCUCUCAUUCUCUUGGCGGGACUCACACAGCAUCUCUUGGAAUUGCAUCUCCUGGUUGUUGCCUGACUUCCAUUGCAUCCCCUGUUUGGACUGAACUGUGUGGAGGACUCAUCAAAACAAACGGACCGAUCAACGACACAUGA